Molecule: messenger RNA, 1101 nt
Organism: Lolium perenne
Lineage: Eukaryota; Viridiplantae; Streptophyta; Magnoliopsida; Poales; Poaceae
Product: fasciclin-like arabinogalactan protein 1
Biological process (GO): plant-type secondary cell wall biogenesis
Cellular component (GO): plasma membrane
Source: RefSeq, a predicted model, not a curated record
UCACUUCACUCGUCCUAACCAGUAGCAUAGCAACUCCACUCCACUCACCCUCUCGCUCCCGCUUAGCUAGCUCGGAGGCGCGCGAUCUCGACGCGCAAUGGCGGGAUCGGCCGCACCUUUUCUGAUCGGCCUUGUGCUCUUCGCGUCAGGAGCCGCCGCCACCGGCGACGACGGGACGAUGGAGAUUCCCCAUCUUCAGCUGCCAGGCACCCCAGACUUGGGCCGUGGUGACGGGUCCGACGCGCCGCCGCCGCCGCAGGGGCAGCUCAUGGACAUCAUGUCCACGAGCGGCUGCGGGGGGUUCGCGGCCCUCGUCGCCGCGUCGCCGAACGUCAGCGACGUCUUCCAGCAGCGCCUCGUACCGGGCGGCGGAGGGCUCACCCUCUUCUGCCCCGACGACAAGGCCGUGGCCGCGUUCGAGCCGAAGUUCGGAACUCUCGCCGACAGCGACAGGCUCGACGUCCUCCUGCACCACGCCACGGUGGCGCGCUACGUCCGGGCGCAGCUCGCGGCCUUCGACUCGGUUGCGGUGCGCACGUUGGCCACCAACAGCAGCCAGAGCAUCACCGUCCGCGACGACGGCGACACGGUUUGGCUGUGCACGUCGUGGCAAGGCGUCGCGGCCAAGGUGAUCAAGACGGUUUCGGAGGAGGAGGGGCCCCUCGCAGUGUACCUCGUGGACGCCGUGCUGCUGCCGGGCCAUCUGCGACAGAAGCUGGACGGAGGGGACGAGGCGGCGGCGUGCGGUGGCUGGCUGUACUGCUGCGUCCCGGUCUGGGUGGUGCUGCUCAUGGUCCUAGGGUCCAUCGUGGGCUUCAUCAGCGGCUGGGUGGCGGCGGAGGGCAGGUUCGGAAAGAUGCGGAUCAAGGAUACGCAGUGAUGCACAUCAAGGAGGAAUAGAAGACACCGGCCGGCUGUCUGCUCUGUUAAGAGUUUCAUGGUACAUUAGUCAAGUUUCAGAGUCUGCAUGUUGAUGUUUUGGAGUGCAGAGUGUAUCGCUGUUGCAUGGCACCCUAGUAGUGCUGGAGUGAGUUCUGCUGCUGGAUUGGCUCCUGUGCCGCAGCUGCAUUCACCACAGAGAAAUAAUUUGAUGUCUGUCUA